CUUUCACUGAUCCUAUCAUAUAUCAGCAAGCAGCACCAGUCUACGAUCUUCUCGAGCUAUGCAUGCCGGCGUGCACACCGUCGCGUGCGCUUUAUAAAGCUUGACUGCGGAGUCUCGUCUAGGAAUGAAUCUCGACGUUGAUAAGACUUUCGGCGAACUUUAUCAGUCCGAUGACGUCGUAAAGGCCCUGAAAGAGCUUCAGCAGUGCCUCAAGACACGAGAUGAAGCUCGACAAUGGGCACGUAAUCUUAGCUUCUUAGGUCCCGCGGCCGAUCAUCCUGCUCACAGCGAUUCUGACGAGGCCCAUGAUUCCGCGUCGUCGUCAGUUCUCUGCCUAUGUUCUGGACGAAUCGGAUUCCACAACGCGCCAACCCGAGACGUACUGGAAGUCACGCAUGCUUUCGAUUUUCCAAACUGCAGAAACUACGUUGCUGUAUCUUGGACAUGGCCUAGCGACGAAGACGCACAUGUUGCCGUAAGGGCACCAGCCAGAUAUCUCGUCAAGACCAACGAUGGACUGAGAGACUGCAACGUCCCCCGAAAUAUCCUGUCGAGAGCAAUUUCUUAUGCCGCUCAGUACAUAGUGCCCUUCAUCUGGUUCGACAGAGAAUGCAUAGUCCAAGAGGAACCCUCUCAGCAGUGGCUGGGUAUUCAGUCCAUGGACAUCGUGUACCAGCGAAGCAGUCAUCCGUUGGGUAUAUUGCAGACUCGCAUCAACACGCAAGCACAACUCGAUUUACUCGCCCGGAUGGUAGAAGGUCAACACAUUCCUCCCACAGACUUACCUGCCCUACUUGAACUGUUACAACUGAUUGAACAGGAUAAAUUCUUCACUCGUGCAUGGACCCUACAGGAGUCUACUUCGGCAGGAUUCGACAUGAGACUGUUGAUUCAACAUGAACCAAAUCUGACGAAGCCCGAGACUCUUGGCUUCAUUGAAGGUGAAGCCGAUUUCAGCUUAUAUGAAUUUUAUUUGGCCAUGAGCUUCGCGUAUGCACAAGUCUCAAUUUACGACGAUGAGAUCGACUCGCAGCUGCAGACGCAGCUCUACCGCACAAUCGACCGACUGUCAUCCUAUAUGCCGCUGGAUGGCGAGAAAUAUGAGGAAAACUUGGACUCCAGUGAACCUGACCCUGACUAUCGACAGGUAUGCAAUGCUGCUCAGGCUUUGAUAUAUCUGAAACCAAGGAUGAACAGUCAUGUUUCUGAUCGCCUCGCAAUAAUGGGAAAUAUGUGCCACUAUACCUUGCGACUUGACACCAACGAAAUUGUCAGUAACGGCUAUGGCUUCAGUAUCUGUGCUUUUGCGCUCGCGAUAUUCAAUGGGGAUCUCUCUUUGACUCGUUUCAGCAAUGGCGUGGAUGGUGAGUGUCUGGCAUAUUCAUGGGGACCUCAGCAAAAUCUGUCCCUUGCUCAACUUGACUGGCGCGAGGACAGCGAGCUCGUACGAGCCUCACCAGCAAAGCUUCACGAAAAGGGCUUACUUCUACGAGGUUGGCUGUGGAAAGUGGACAAGUUCCUAGCGGUCGACCCAAGCAUCUUGCAAUGUCUGGAAACAUCAGGGAAGAACGACCCAACCGCCUUGGUACGGGGUCUGCUUAAACAACUGAUGCGGGAAAAGCUUCUUUAUGCGGCACAAGUGCUCUGGUACUUCACGAGACAUAGUGUAUUCGGAACCUGGGAAACCAGCGACCACGACAAAAUCCCUGCUAAUUUGGAGGAUAUCUUCGACCUGGACACUGGCAAUUUCGCUUAUUGCGGUGAUGAUAAGUGGGUGAGAAGUGAAGCUGAUUACAGGUUCUUUUUCGAGGAAACUGGGACCGGCCUCGACUCUAGCACGAUAGAUCAUCGAGAGACCGCUCGACGAUGGAAGUCCAAUGAGUGGCUUUGGACCAUGAUCCUUCAAGGCACAUUGCCUCUGGGGCACCGGGUAUCAUCAACAGGCGUUGGUAUACCGCCAGACGCAGGCCUUUCAGCGAUAUUCGAUGUUCAACAAUCUUCUGGCAGUACACAAUAUGUGUUUCUACCUUCAACAAUUCUUGAUACUCAAUUGGCAUAUAGGAGGCACAAGAACACCGCUAUCUUCUGGGUCGUCGACCUGAAUGACGGCAAGGAUAGCGAGACUGGUUGCAUGGUUGUUCGAGGCACAGGUCAGAUGUGUCAUGGCUAUUUUCAGGUUGCUGAAGCCGACAAGCCGGAAUUGUUCUUCUUCACCUAGGUAGGGAAACUCCUUCCUGCGCACUACGUCACUAACAGUUCGGGGCAGGAUCUCAGCAGUUUCGACUGAGAGCGAUUGUUCCGGGACAACAGCUCAAGACUGAGCAGACGCAAUCCAAAUGGGACAAUCUUUCUCAAUCUGGGAACGACUGCCAGUGCUUGUUUAGCCUAUAACUCGCGAAGCUGAGGCUGAUGUGAUGACAGGUCAGGCUGCGAUCCCAAUCGUUCAGU
Exophiala viscosa is the source of this 2448-nucleotide messenger RNA. RefSeq lists its product as uncharacterized. The record is from RefSeq and is a predicted model, not a curated record. Lineage: Eukaryota; Fungi; Ascomycota; Eurotiomycetes; Chaetothyriales; Herpotrichiellaceae. The transcript is spliced from 2 exons. The coding region runs from base 125 to 2218 and encodes 697 amino acids.